AUGACCUUCGCUUUGCCUGUCCACCUGACCUUUUGGAUUAUGCUGAUGCCGGUGGUUACCACGACUAGCCCCCAUGUGCCUGUUAAACAGACGUGGUCAAUUGUAAACCCCAACACUGGAGAGGUCGCCAACGCCAGCUCGUCUACUCUUUAUCCACCAAAAGCCUGGUUUCCAGAUCUGUUUGUAGAUCUUUGUGAUAUUAUAGGGGGAGAGUGGGACCCUUCCGACCAGGAGCCUUUCCCUGGGUAUGGUUGUGCCAGCCCAGGACAAAGACAUAGUACUAGAAACCAACGAUUCUAUGUCUGCCCUGGCCAUAGUCGAUCUAAAUCCCAACUUAAAAAAUGUGGCGGACCAGGGGAAGGUUAUUGUGCUGCCUGGGGGUGUGAGAGCACCGGAGCAAUUUGGUGGUCUCCCCCCAUUAAGGACCUUAUAAAGGUCGAGGCCUGGAAUAGAAACAUGCAGGGAACUGGCACUUGCACCGGACACGGGGCUUGUGGACCUUGCUAUGACUCCACAAUAUGGCCCGGCCGACCAUGGGCAACCCCAGGUGGUCGGUGUAAUGGAUUAAAAAUCAGCUUUACAAACCGGGCAAAAUCAAUAGAUUUGUCUAAAUGGACACAAGGCCUCUCUUGGGGACUUCGCCUGUACCGAACCGGCUAUGACCCAGCCACAACCUUUACCAUUCGGCUACAGAUGGAACCUCUUUACAUAGCUAUUGGGCCAAAUUUAGUUAUUACUAAUCAACAAAAACCAAUAGCUUCAAAAACCAAUACAACCCCCAAAAUGCCUAAUGCAAACGUGUCUUUGCCAUCCCGGACAUUGCCAACCCCAAUUGUUGGCCAGUCCCAUACAAAUGAUAGGCUUUUUAACUUAAUAUUGGGGGCUUACAUAGCCCUAAAUGCUUCAGAUGCCAACAAAACACGAAAUUGUUGGCUUUGUCUUGCUUCCAACCCUCCCUAUUAUGAAGGAAUUGCAUUUGACGACAGUUUUACUAAUGUCUCUACCCCUGACACUAGGUGUCAGACUCAACCCCAUAGACUGACACUUUCUGAGGUCUCUGGAGCAGGUCUUUGCCUGGGAAAAGUCCCCGCCACCCACCAACAUCUGUGCAACAAGACUAUUUCAACCUUGGGUCCAAGGGGCUUUUUGUUGCCCCCCACUGGAUCUUAUUGGGCCUGUAGCACGGGAUUAACACUUUGUGUGGCCAUUGAGGUAUUUAACCACUCCUCUGAAUUCUGUGUACUAAUUCAGCUAUGGCCUCGUGUCACUUACUAUGAGGAACAAACAUUUUUGCAAUUAUUUGAACAAAAGCUCAGGUAUUCCCGGGAGCCUCUAUCUGUAACCUUAGCCCUUUUGCUUGGUGCUGGCGGCAUAGCUGCGGGAAUAGGCACAGGGACCACUGCCCUAAUACAAACUAAGGAACUUUUGCAAUUACAAGCAGCUAUGACCGAGGACCUUGAAACUAUAACAAAAUCCAUUUCUGCUUUAGAAAAAUCCUUAACCUCACUUUCAGAAGUAGUGCUACAAAACAGGAGAGGCCUGGAUCUAUUGUUUUUAAAGGAAGGAGGCCUAUGUGCCGCCUUAAAAGAAGAAUGCUGCUUUUAUGCAGACCACACUGGGGUGGUGAGGGACUCCGUGGAAAAAUUACAAAAACGUCUAAAACAAAGACAUAUUUUCCUCUCCAGUUGGAGUUCCGGAGCUGGGAGCUGGGUCGGGGGCGGGAUCAGUCAUAACUCUCUGCUGUCCACGUUACUCCCUUUCCUCGUCCCCUUAAUUACCCUCCUCCUCUUCCUUGCUUUUGGCCCUUGGGCUUUUCAACGACUAACCCAGUUUAUUAAAAAUCAGAUCAAUUCGACCUUUACCAAAACCGUUUCAGUACACUACCAUCGGGUAGAAACCCAAGAACAGGCUGUUGAGGCAGAGCAAGGGCUCAGGUUCAGCGCCUCACGGUCCCAACCUCCCCCCCGGGGCUAG
This is a messenger RNA of Dipodomys ordii (Ord's kangaroo rat), 1974 nucleotides long. Its product is annotated as MLV-related proviral Env polyprotein-like. The coding region runs from base 1 to 1974 and encodes 657 amino acids. Lineage: Eukaryota; Metazoa; Chordata; Mammalia; Rodentia; Heteromyidae. The record is from RefSeq and is a predicted model, not a curated record. The transcript has a single exon.